AUGACCUCGCGCGAGGCGCCGGGGGCCCCGAGCGCGGCGCCCGGAGCUGCGGGCGGAGCCGAGGGGGGCCUGUUCAGCGAGGCGAGGCAGAGCGGGCGCGCAACCUGGGGCUGGCACCGCGCCUGGGACACCAAGUACCGCAGGUGGGACCGGAGGUGGCUCUGGAUGCUCGCGGCGUCGCAGGCGUCGUUCAUGUACCUCGUGACGCACGCCAACAACCGCCGGGAGCACGCCGAGGCGCUCUCCGACAUGGGCGACAGCGCGGCGCUGUUCCGCGAGGAGGCGGACGCGCUCGAGAGGCAGGAGAGCGAGCUCGUCGCGGCCAUGCAGGACGCCGCCAGCGACGCCCGGUGGCGGGGGUCCCCCCUCCCCGCACUCCUCACGCGCGUGCUCGCCGACCACUACGGCCCCGACGCGGCCCCGGCGAUCGACCGGGCAGCACGCGCGCCGCGCUGGCGGCGCUGGCUCGGGCUCUAG
This is a messenger RNA of Pedinophyceae sp. YPF-701, 477 nucleotides long. NCBI's taxonomy places the organism in Eukaryota, Viridiplantae, Chlorophyta, Pedinophyceae. The record is from the annotation of a GenBank genome assembly.